AUGGAGAACAGGGACCAGAGGCAGAAGGAUGAGGUGGCGGCGUGGCGGGGGCAGCUCUCUUUGGCUGGCAUGAACCAGUUCUAUGUCGACUGCGCGCGCGAGGAGUGGAAGUACGAGACGCUGUGUGACCUCUUCAACAUCAUCAACCUCACCCAGGCCAUCGUCUACUGCAACACCGCGGACAAGGCCACCUGGCUCGCAGCAAAGCUGGCCAGCGACGACUUCUCGGCGGGUGCCGUCCACGGGCUGGCCGAUGCCACCGACACCCGCGCCGCGCUGACCGACUUCAGGGUCGGCAAGGUCCGUGUGCUCGUCGUCACCGACAGCGUCCUCAUCAACAGCGAGCUGCCCACAUGGGGCGUAUCCCUCACCGUCAACUACGACCUGCCCGCCAACAUGGACGACUACCUGGUGCGGAUCGGCCGCUCGGGCAGGUUCGGGCGCAGGGGCGUGGCCAUCGACUUCGUCACGGAGGAGACUGCCGCCCAGGUGCGCCAGCUUGAGGAGUACUACAACACGGCCAUCCCACCGCUACCUUCAGACCUCGCAUUCCUGUAA
Molecule: messenger RNA, 558 nt
Organism: Acanthamoeba castellanii str. Neff
Lineage: Eukaryota; Discosea; Longamoebia; Acanthamoebidae
Product: helicase conserved Cterminal domain containing protein
Exons: 1
Coding region: 1-558 (185 amino acids)
Molecular function (GO): RNA helicase activity; RNA binding
Source: RefSeq, a predicted model, not a curated record